Messenger RNA from Amphimedon queenslandica, 504 nucleotides. RefSeq names its product glycine-rich protein DOT1-like. The record is from RefSeq and is a predicted model, not a curated record. The transcript is spliced from 2 exons. The coding region runs from base 1 to 504 and encodes 167 amino acids. NCBI's taxonomy places the organism in Eukaryota, Metazoa, Porifera, Demospongiae, Haplosclerida, Niphatidae.
AUGACACUAUGGCUUCAGUUUAUGUAUGUAUACAAAUAUGCUAUAAAUGACAUAUCACUCAUUACCAGUAUCAUUAAACUCACAUUGGACUCUCAUCCAGGUGGAGCUGCAGGAGGUGGCAGGCCUCCAGGUAAAAGGAUUACUACUGGAGGUGGUGGUGGAGGUGGCGGGCUUCAAGCUAUUGCCGGUAUACCAUGCAAUAGUGCUGGUGGUGGUGGCGUACCUCCUGGAGGUGGUGCUGGAGGCCUUCUAUCUCCAGCUACUGGUAGCGCUGGAGGUGGCGGGCCUCAAGCUACUGCCGGUAUUGCUGGUAGUGGUGGCAGGCCUCCAGAAGGAGGUGGUGGAGGCCCUCCAUCUCCAGCUACUGGCGGUGCUGGAGGUGGCGGGCCUCCAGCUACUGCUGGUAGUACUAUCGGUGGUGGCAGCAGGCCUCCUGAAGGUGGUGGUGGAGGCCCUCCACCUCCAGCUACUGGCGGAGGAGGAACUCCAUCAUUCUCAUCAUAA